AUGGGCUUCGUACUUAUUUACUGCUCAACCAUCAACAACAUCAACAACAUCAACAACAACAACAACAUCAACAACAACAUCAACAACAACAUCAACAACAACAACAUCAACAACAACGAAGCUCUGGCGAAGAUCACGCGUGCAACCGCGCUCAUCCCAUUUGCGUUAUAUUUGAGGAUCCAGAUGGUUUUGUCCUCCGAAGACUACUGCGUCGAAGGCUUCUGCUUCAGUUACGACGCUAAGACUAGUGAUUUCAAAUCUGGCCAAGAACACUGCGCCUCAAAGAACAAAACCCUUCUGGAGUUGAGGACUUUUAAAACUUAUGCGGCUUUCUGUAACAUGACCACCAAUUUCAAUCCGUUUAUUUGGUAUUGGCUGAAUAUAAACCUAGUUGACGCUUCAUCAUACCUUUCAAAAGUUUCAUCUCAGUUUUCUGAGUAUUGCCUUGGCAGUCACUGUUUCAGUUACGACGGAAGAAGGCUUGACCAGCAGUCAGGUCGAGAUUAUUGUAAAUCAAUAGGCAAAACUCUCCUCAAGAUAAGGGGACAAGAAAUUGAGAAUGACUUGUGUAACAUAAUAAUGAACUUAGUCACAGAUUACUCUUAUGAAGUACUCUGGGUGAAUGUUUACAGAGAUAAUGAUAGGUUAUAUUGGAGUUCGGACGGUAGCGAAGUUGCUCUCAACAUUUUUGGAUUUAGCGGAACUUUGGCAAAUGAUACCCAAAUGGUAGCGUUUUACUGCAAUCCCGUAGACAAGAUGUGUCGCUGGAUUGAAAUAAUGAACAAGAUGGAAUGUUUUUUCGUCAUCUGCUACAACAGAAAGUCUUUAACAACCACGCUAACACGCGAAACCAUUGAAUAUGCUAAACGUGAAUCUCUUUUUGCAAUCGAACUGGCUCAACUGAGAUGUCGACAACAACAACUACAACGACAACAACAACAGCAUUUACGUCAACAACAACAACAAGGACAACAUCAACUACUUCGCCAACAUCAACAGCUUUUACUUCAACAACAACAACGACAACUCAACUACUUCGACCAUAUCAACAACCACGUCGGCAACAUUUGCUUCAACAACUACUACAAUAGCAACAUCAACUGCAUCUAUAACAUCAACAGCAAUAAGCUCCUCAACCAUGUUCACUUCAUUGACAACAUCAACGAUUAUGACAUCAUCAAUAAUGUCAUCAUCACUGACAACAUUAUCAACUACAACACCAUCUUCUACAACAACAACAUCAACAACAACAACAUCAUCAGCAGCAACAACAUCAGCAUCUUCUUCGUCAUCAUCGUCUGA
Molecule: messenger RNA, 1302 nt
Organism: Helobdella robusta
Lineage: Eukaryota; Metazoa; Annelida; Clitellata; Rhynchobdellida; Glossiphoniidae
Exons: 6
Coding region: 1-1302 (433 amino acids)
Source: RefSeq, a predicted model, not a curated record